This is a messenger RNA of Zootoca vivipara (common lizard), 6434 nucleotides long. RefSeq names its product thioredoxin related transmembrane protein 4 (gene TMX4). The record is from RefSeq and is a predicted model, not a curated record. Gene Ontology annotation, cellular component: endomembrane system. Lineage: Eukaryota; Metazoa; Chordata; Lepidosauria; Squamata; Lacertidae. Gene Ontology annotation, molecular function: disulfide oxidoreductase activity.
UUUUGGCGGCUGUUUGAUUCCUCCCAAGAUGGCGGCGGCGGCUCUCCCUCAGUCACUCGGUUCUCGCCGCAGCCGCUCUGGCUGGGACGGGACGACGGGAAGGAGAGCGGCGGCGGCAGCAGCUCCGGCCUUGGUGGCGUUGGCGGCCGCUGUCGCCGCCGUCGCCUCGGCUUCGCAGGAUCCCGGGGCGGCGGAGCGGCCACUGAGGGAGCUGAGCGGGUCCAACUGGAGCCUCCUGCUGCAGGGCCAGUGGAUGGUCCAAUUCUAUGCCCCUUGGUGUCCCGCUUGUCAGGAGAUGGAAUCGGCAUGGGAGGCUUUUGCAGAAAACAGCAAAGACCAUGAACUCAGUGUGGGCAAGGUGGAUGUCACUCAAGAACCAGGCGUAAGCGGUCGUUUUUUUGUUACGACACUCCCCACUAUUUACCAUGCAAAGGAUGGAGUGUUUCGAAGAUACCGUGGCUUGAGGACGCUGGAGGAUUUAGAAGCCUAUAUCCUGGAGAGAAAAUGGGAAGCUGUAGAACCUGUGGCUGGAUGGAAGUCCCCCUCAUCUAUUAUGAUGCAUGGAAUGGCAGGACUCUUCCAUUUAUCGGCAUGGAUCAGGCAAAUGCACAACUACUUAACAGUCACUCUUGGAAUCCACAUUUGGGGUUCUUAUGCAGUCUUCAUAUUGGCCACUUUAUUGAUUGGUCUAAUCCUGGGCUUGAUACUGGUUUUACUUAUAGACUGCAUUUUCCCACCUAAGUCCGAAGUGGAAUAUUCUGACUUGGUGGACUGCAGUGAUGAUAAAACAGAGGAGCAGCAGGAGACAGUAGAGCACAUAGCCGAAGAACCAGUUGCAGAAAAAGGUUUGUCUGAUGGAGAAGAGGAGGAAGAUGAGUCUCAAGGAAACUCUUCAGAGGACUCUGCAGUUGAAGGAUCUGAGACUGAAAAUGACUCUGAUCACCAUGCAUUUGACAAAGUGGAGCAAAGCUCUCUAAGGCAACGUAAAAACCAGGUGGAGGCUGAUGGACUAUAGUGCAAUUAGCUGUGUAUGUACUUUUUUCUGGACCAAAGAAGCAUCGGGGACCAUCCUUGAUUGCAGCUGAAGCCAAACACUUGACCUGUAAACUGUUACAGCUAAAUCCAUGCUUUGUGUCGGAAGGCUCCUUGCUGUCAUUGUCUUUAGGGCCAGUAAUUUCUAAAGUUCAUACUGGAAGAUAAAUUUUUUAAUGUCCAGAUUGAAGCUAUGACAAUCAUGUAACUUUGAUUUUGUACUAGAUGCAGGGGUGGUGUUGAUGAGAGGCGUUAUCUUUUGGCUAGGAUGCCAUAGGCAAGGCACAGAUACAAAUUUUGUGUUUCAGUAUUAUGUGCUUACAGAUUUUAGUUAAUCUAAGGCAUGCUUUGGUGUUUGUUGGACAAGCUAGUCACCCAUGGAAUUCAAAGCUUUCUGUAAAACCCCCAUAGUAGUUCCUCGUUAGAUAUAAGGCAGCUUCAAUUAUUAUCAGUGAAGAAUUCACUUGCAUAUACAUGCAGUGCACCAUUAUUUUUGAAGUGGUUAAAUGCAUAGAUUGCAUACAAGAACACAUUGGAGGUGCUUGCCGUAUUUUUCUGUGAAUGAAACGAGGAUUUUUUAUUAAUAAAUUAGGUUAAAAAUUUGGGGUUGUCUUAUCACAGGGGGGAUUGGUUGCAGCUGCAAGCAGGAGAUUGUCAGCAGCUAUUGGGCGAUUGAUUUCUGGGGGAGUGUCAAGGACUCUUAACAAUUGGCUGCCCCUGCGUCAAUUGGGCGGGCGAUUGGUGGCUCUUGUGUUGCUUUCAAUUGUUUUUCAUUGUUGAGUUGGGUGAGCGUUUUUUGGCAACCCCCUCCCCCUCAAAAAGCUCAACAACUCUGGGCAAUCCUCCCCCGCAAAAGCUCAACAACUCUACAACUCUUGACAAUCUUCCCCCAUUUUCUUAAUUUUGAGUCCCCCAAAACAGUACAGUACAUGGGAAAAAUACGAUGCUUGCAGUUGCCUAGUGUACAUCUGCAGAACACCACAACACACACGUAACUGACUGUAAAUUAACAUAACAUGUAAUAAAACUGUAAUCGUCAUAUCAAAAAAUUGCCAAGCACAGUUCCUGAUGGCAAUAACAUAUCAUAUUACUAUUAACCUUCUAUAUGUAUUAUUGUAAAGUCCAAGGAUGGUCAAGUCCAACGAUUACAACGUACAGUUCCUGUUGGCAAUGCCAUUUCAUACUGAUAUCUUCCUUCUGCAUUGUCAGCUUGCCGAUCAGAAGGUCGGUGGUUCGAAUCCCUGCGACGGGGUGAGUUCCUGUUGCGUGGUCCCUGCUCCUGCCAACCUAGCAGUUCGAAAGCACGUCAAGUGCAAGUAGAUAAAUAGGGAGAGCGGGAAGGUAAACGGCAUUUCCGUGGGCUGCUCUGGCUCUCCAGAAGCGGUUUUGUCAUGCUGGUCACGUGACUUGGAAGCUGUACGCCAGCUCCCUCAACAAGUAAAGCGAGAUGAGCGCUGCAACCCCAGAGUCAUCCGUGAUUGGACCUAACGGUCAGGGGUCCCUUUAUGUCUUAAAAGUGCAACAAACAAAACUUCCUUCUGCAUCACCCUGUGUCUUGAGAAUGUAACAAACGGAACUACUUAGUAACAACAAGCAGCUGAUGAUAGACCAGUUCUCAGGAUACACCCUUGUUUCGCCCAUUGGGCUUCUUCAGCAACAAGGUUUCCAGGAGAUUUUUCAGUAGGUUUUUUCAGCCAAAAGUAGUCCACAGGAACACAUAAGUUAAUAGUAAUAUGAUACGUUAUUGCCAUCAGGAACCGUGCUUUGCAAUUUUUCGAUAUGAUGAGUAAAUUACAGUUUUAUUACAUAUAAUGUUAUGUUAAUUUACAGUCAGUUACAUGUGUGUUGUGCUGUUCUAAAUAUGAUUUACGUAAUGAGGGAAUUGUGGUGUGUGUUGACUUAGUGUACAUCUGCAACAUGUAAACAGCACAGCUCCCAGUGCAACAAGUAGUGUAAGUUUAUAAGCCUACAAAUUUUAUUUUGGAUGUGCUGACUUGUAUCGAAGAAGCAUUUUAAAACUAUGCACUAUCUGUUUCUUGUUAGUGUAUCGGGCUUUCAUGUGGGUUGCCCGAACACUUGUCCGUAAGGUGAACUCCUCGCUUCCCAGUUCUCUGACCAUAUACCUGUAUGAGGCUCUCCAGGUUACUCAAUGUGGCUUUGAACAUGUUGAUACCUAAUACGCAUUCCAGCGCAAGGAAGAUUCGGGAUUAGAAAACAUUGCUUAGUUUAAAAGAAUGGAUGAUACCUGAAGUCACUUAUUCCUGAUGACCAAAAUACUCAUUUGAUUUCAAAAGGUUUAGGUUGCAGCAAUCGCUUAAACAUAAUGCCGUCUGAAAGAAACAUCCUUAAUGGUUUCAGUUGAUUUAUUUAACGAACGGCAGUUUGUUUCUAAGUGAAUGUUUACUGACUUCAUGCAUCCCAUAUAUUGAUCGGUGUAGUGUAGCUGUGUAAAUACAGCUUCAGUGUCGCAGUGACUGUUGUCACCCUACCUAAAUGCUCUCUGCAGUGCAUUGGAGUGAAUUAAGCUUACAGGGUGAAACAAAAGCAAUUUAGUGGCAGCAUAAUCGGAUGGCUAGGCUAAGAGAAUAAAGAAUGCAGAGCAGAGAAUGAAUGGCAGCUAAUUGCUGGACAUGAUCAGCUGACAUGGCAAGAGAUCAUUCCGUUACACCAAGGGUGUACACCAACCUGUGGCUCUCAGGAUAUUGUUGGACUACAACUCCCAUCUUACCUAUCGGAGCUGAUGGGAGUUGGACUCCAGGCAACCUAUGGAGGGCCACAGGUUAACUACCUCUCUGGUAACUAAAUGGUAGGUUUAAACUAAUAGUAAAAAGCAUACAUAGCGUCACAGUGCCCACCCUGUGGCUCUUGCCAAUAGAGCACCUUGAAUUAAAGUCCUUCAUAACCCUUCAUUGCACUAAAUCAGGAGUGGGGAACAGGUGGGCCUCCUUGUUGUGUUGGUCAGACCAGAACUAUUAUCUGUAGCCAGCACAGCCUCAGGGAUGAUGAGAUUUGGAGCCCAGCCCAUCUCGAGUUCCAAAGGCUAGCCACGUGUGUAUUAAGCUAUGGCAGCUUCAGAAACCCUAUGCUGUGUCAGUUCAAAACAUGUUGAGGUCAAAAUUCUAGUUGCAUCUUGACAGCAUUGCUCAAAUCCAAGUUGUCCUGAACAUAAGCCAGAUGCACGACUCAAGUGCAUAAAAUGCAUUAAGUUUUAAAACUACUAGGUGCUGGGUAAAUUACUAGAAUUGCUUCAAUGUGCACAUUUAACGUAUAGCAAAAAUACUGAUAAUCUGAGAUGAUGCGACCAGAAAAGCUUAACAGAACCAAUUAAAACGAUGCGCAAUUGGGAAGCCUAAAUUUAAACGUCUAGGGAAUGCAAUUAAAGUAGCAAAAGAAACAACAUGGUCACGCUUCUUGAUUUGAUUCUGAAACCAUCCUAGCACAAUGCCUUAGCCGUGUUGCCAAGCGUAUUUUUCAGGUACAUGAGAAAAGGAUUAAAGCAUUAGAAGUUGACCUCUCCAUGUUCCCAUGAAAGAUAGCUAGACCAUAGCUAAUUGACAGUUGUUACAUUGUUACUGGUAGAGUCUGUCAUAAUUAGAAUCUCAACUAAUAAUGUAUUUGCAGCAUGUUAUUAUUUAAUAGCAUUUUCAUGUUUCAGAAGGUCACUUCAUGCACAUAAUUUCUAAAUAAGUAUAGUUUACCUAAAAAUGCAAAGCAAUACUGGCAUUUUUUGUUAGGCACUCUCAGGAGAAAGUUCACCAAGCUUGCAAUUCUAAGCAUGAGUAUUUGGAAGUAAACUGUUGAAUUCAGUGGGACUUAGUUCCAAGUAAACUGGUUUGGAAUUAAAUGAUCAUGGUCUCUUAACAAGACAAUCAUCAAUGCUGUACAGUGGUACCUUGGUUCUCAAACUUAAUCCAUUCCAGAAGUCUGUUCCAAAACCCAAACGUUGCAAAAACCAAGGCGCGCUUUCCCAUAGAAAGUAAUGCACAACAGAUUAAUGUGUUCCAGACUUUAAAAAGCAACCCCUAAAAGAGCAAUUUAACAUGAAUUUUACCAUCUAAUGAGACCAUUGAUCAUAAAAUGAAAGCAAUAAUCAAUGUACUGUACUAUAAAAUAAAAUAAAUAAAACAGCAUUGUAGAUUAUAAAAAUAAAAAUUAUCCCCCCCUUACCUGUACUGAUGAUAGUCAUUGUUUGGAUGGGGGGGGGCUUUUAUCCAUUUCCGCAGUCACACGAUCAAUCAAUCAGUAGCUGAACUGGGUUCCACACAGUCACAAAAACAAAUUAACCAAAAAAGCCUCAAAAACAAAAACUCAAAAUAAAUAGCAAAAACAAAAGUGCCAAACUUAAUUUGUUCUGGAAGUCUGUUUGACUUCUGAAAUGUUCGAAAACCAAGGCGCAGCUUCUGAUUGGUGCCGGUGCCCUGUAAACAAUAGCCAACAGCCGCAUUGGAUGUUCGGCUUCCGGAAAACAUCUGAAAACUAGAACACUUCGGGGGUUUUGGCAUUUGGGAACCAAGGCGUUUGAGAACCAACGUACCACUAUAUCUGUCACUGCCAUACUUAGGAAUUCAUCCUCGUGUUGCAGUAUUAGAUAAGGAAUUGGCACUUUAGAACUCUGUUGAUCAGGUUUUCCAACUCUGCUGGUUUAUCCUAGAAAGCUUGCUGUCAGGAUGCAGAUAUGGGGUAGGGGACGUUAUGGAGAACAGCUUAAGUUAGUUUAGGACACAGAUAUCCCAAAGGAUGCUAGUGGUUUGUUUUUGUUUUUGUUUUAGUUUGUGAGUUAUUUAUUUUUAAAAAAAUCUUCAUGGAAAUUCAGUAGCAUACCAGUGUGAAUUUCUCCUAAUGCAUAUAUUUUUAUAUGCAGUUUUCUGUUCUUUGCACAACAAAUAUUUUGGUAUGUUGUUUUGACUGAUUCAUGCAUUUUUAGACAUACAUUUCUCUGCACAAUACUUGAUUGGAGAACAGCAUUGCAAAAUUUGGACAAGUGGGAAUAUCGAGGGAUGGCUGUUUCGGUUAUUUUGUUGUUUCUGACAGUAUGAAUUAGGCAGGUUCUCCUUUGAAUGUGAACUGAAUUAAAUUUCUCCCCACCCUACUCCCUGAUCCCCAGUUGAAACCGAUGGUCACAUAAACUACUAUGUAUAAAUAAAUGUACUAUGGUCCAAAGGGUUGCAUCAGGGUUUUAACUUGCAUGGAUGCCAGGUUUUCAGUAAAUAGAGGGAUUCAUUGGUAUUGGGCCAAGCAAAUGAACCUCAAGGUCAAAGCAAAUCAUUCCGAAGAAAGGCAAUAUUAUUUUUGUGCUUCUGAUUGUUUAGUCGAAACGGUUAGUUUAGUUUGUCAUGAUUUUUAUGCAAAAAUAUAUAUACUAAAAAUGUUACUGUUUAUUUCCUUACUCACUAUAUAAAAAU